AUGGACACCAAUACCUUCGAUAACUUGCUAAAGCGUGUGACGCCAAUUAUUAAGCGAAACAACACAAGUUGGCAGGAAUGCAUAUUCCCAGGUGAAAGGCUGGCAAUCACACUGAGAUACAUGGCAACAGGUGAAACUUACAAGAGUUUGUCUUAUCAGUAUCGGACACCAUCAACAACGAAAGAGUGGCACGACAUUGCCAACUCCUUUCAAAUGAAAUGGAACUUCCCAAAUUGUUUGGGAGCGUUGGAUGGCAAGCAUGUCAAUCUUCAACCACCACCAAAUUCAGGAUCAGAAUACUUUAAUUAUAAGAAUUCCUUUAGUAUGGUACUUAUGGCUCUGGUUGAUUCCUCAUAUAAAUUUUUAUAUGUUGAUUUUGGUACCAAUGGACGAGUGUCUGAUGGUGGAGUUUUCUCUAAAUGUUCAUUAGACAAGGGACUUAAAAACAAAGCAAUUGGAGUGCCAAAUGCAAGUCCACUGCCUGGUACUAAUGUAGAUGUGCCUUACAUGAUUGUUGCAGAUGAGGCAUUUCCAUUACGAGAAGAUAUUAUGAAGCCGUAUCCCCUGAGGCAGCUUACAAAAGAACAAAGAGUAUUCAAUUACCGCCUUUCAAGGGCUAGACGGGUGUCUGAAAAUACUUUUGGAAUUUUUUCAAAUCGAUUUGGAGUUUUCCGAACAACAAUCAAAAUUAGACCAGAAAAUGUGGAGCCUUUAGUGUUUGCAUGUGCAGCAUUGCACAAUAUGCUAAGAUGCAAUACAGAAUACGCUUCCACACAUUUAGUUGUUGAAG
Anneissia japonica is the source of this 790-nucleotide messenger RNA. RefSeq lists its product as uncharacterized. The annotation marks the transcript as partial. Lineage: Eukaryota; Metazoa; Echinodermata; Crinoidea; Comatulida; Comatulidae. The record is from RefSeq and is a predicted model, not a curated record. The transcript is spliced from 3 exons.